UUUACUGCGGUGGCCCCUGACUGACCAAUCCCGUUCCACUAUUCCUGACAGCCAACCAAUCACAGCUGGUUUCUCAGGCGCUGUUGGCUAGCUUUACAUUGACGGAGCUGCUUCAGGAAUGUAAACUAUUCAACAGUCGGGCAGACAUGGACCUAACAGUUGAUAAACUGGAACAAAUGUUCCAGAAUGCAGAGGUGGGUCUGGAGGUGGUGUUUCGCCGCAUGAAAUGGGAGAUGCAGCAGGACAACAACACUUACUCGGUGGAUCCCCUAUUGGUCCUCCAGGAGCUGGAUCACGUUAGGGGUCGCGUGUGUCAGCUGAGCUCUGAGCUGCAGUCCAUCCGAGAGGAGAAGAGGAGGCUGGAAGAGGAUGUCAGCAGCAAAAUGCAGCGCAUCACACACAUACACACAGCAGAAAAUAACAGACACAACACUGCUGUUGUACAACCCACACAACAACAGCCACAGCAACAAGAAGCCCCUGAUGUCCCUGAAGCCCCUGCUGCCCAGAAUCGGCGUGACAAGAACGGCCAGCCGACACACAAGGGAGGAGCCAAGACAACCAAUCAAAACAGCAGAGGAGGUGGCAAGAAAACCAACACAGGAGCUCUGAGGAAGCACAAGAACCUCUGAAGGACCCCCCUGACCAACACACACACACACACACACACCUAUGAAGAUCCUCAGCACUGCUUCAUCCUCCAUCCCUCUUCUCUCCACCUGUCACCAUGGAGAAUGUGUUAUUGUGCGGUCAUUGGCCAGAGUAGCUCCAUCCUCCAGUCUGUUUACCCAUGCUCGAUGGCUGGCUGGCAGUGCUGCCCUCUGGAGGAUGGGAGUGGGGCCUCAGCUGCUACUCAACUGACUACCCGCCUCUUACUGGACAUCCACAACGGGGCUUGUUAACUAUUUGCUAGUGGUUUUCCUGAGUCACCAGCCAUUGAGCUUUUCUACUAGCUCGAGUUUUGUUGUAAAGU
Molecule: messenger RNA, 973 nt
Organism: Engraulis encrasicolus (European anchovy)
Lineage: Eukaryota; Metazoa; Chordata; Actinopteri; Clupeiformes; Engraulidae
Gene: ska2
Product: spindle and kinetochore associated complex subunit 2
Exons: 5
Coding region: 147-632 (161 amino acids)
Biological process (GO): cell division; mitotic cell cycle; chromosome segregation
Cellular component (GO): spindle microtubule; outer kinetochore
Molecular function (GO): microtubule binding
Source: RefSeq, a predicted model, not a curated record